AAUGCUUAGAGAUAUCUCUCGUAAUAAGGGUUUGUACAAGGGACUUUUCUUAACCUUCGGAUUAGUGCUGAUUAUAUUUUGCUUUUUUUUGAAUGUAAGUGAAGCAGACAAGACAUUAACUAAAGUAAAAUAUUUUUACACAUUUUCUGCAAGAGUUCACACAUCUUUAGAUGGUAAGGAUUGUUAUGAAGAUAUUUUGAAUUGUCAAGAUGAUUCAUUCUGCAAAACAGUUAAAACAACUCCUUAUUUAGGUGGAUUUACUUUGGGUUUUAUGGUAUUAGUUCUCUUAUUUUCAUUUGGGGAAUCGAUUAUUAGUAGAAUUAUUAAAAAAUACCAUAUUUGGAUAAUCUAAUUGAUAUUACUAUUCCUUGCAUGGGCAUUGAUAUUGAUCAUUCCUAUUUUGUAUUUGACAACAAAAGGAAAGAAUUGGAAUUUAUGUUGGCUACCAAUUAUAUUUGAAUUUUUUGCAGUGAUUGCAACAAGUUGUUCAGCCAUUCUUUAUUAUAAAAGUAAUGAAAGCAAAGGUCCAGGAUUAUUAUCAUGA
Molecule: messenger RNA, 544 nt
Organism: Paramecium pentaurelia
Lineage: Eukaryota; Ciliophora; Oligohymenophorea; Peniculida; Parameciidae
Source: the annotation of a GenBank genome assembly